UGCUCUAACGCACGUGGGAAAUGAUGACGAGGAGUCAUGCAGGGAUAUGAAAAACUUCCCCCAUGCAAAAUGAACUUGACACGGAAAAUAUAAGGAACUUUUUGUGUUGAGUAAUUUGUAGAAUCAGCUGUUUCACGUCGUCAUCCCGGAUACACCUGUGGACAAGUGUUGGAGAUCGUAUUGAGUUUAUUACAAGUUUUUGACAACUUCCAUGGAACACAUUUCAAGAUCUUCCAAGCAAAAUUAAUGGGCACAAAUAGAGUUAGGUGCAUGUAAAAAAAUCCAAGCACCUUUAAGAAUAGUUGCCCUGAAAAUGUGUUAAAAAUGGCAGUGUUUAGUGUUAAUACUCGAAGCAAGAGUUCUCGAACUUGACGACGUCAGCCUUAUUGGCCGUAUCUCAGUAGGACGUUGAUAUUUCUAUACGAGUCGUCAUUUCCGUAGCAUUUUGUUGGUGCUUCAAGUGUGUGAAUGCGCCAUGAAAACUGACGUAUGUUUUAACAGUUAAGAGAUGAUGAUGAGUCACAAGAUGUGGACCCGCCUUCACACUUUGUAUAACAAAGUUGUAAGUGGUGUGGGCGGGAUCUCGGACCACUCAAACCACACCCAUAGAUCAAAUAAGCAUUGUGCCGAUCACAUCGCUCUUAAAUUGAAAGGAAGAUGGUUCCACCCGAAUGUUUCGGGUCAUGAAGCAGAAGUUCUACUUAAGGAGAGAGGGAUUGAAGGAUCCUUUCUUGCACGUCCUUCUAAAUCCAACCCUGGGGACUUUACCCUGUCAGUUCGGCGGAAUGGUGAAGUGACACAUAUCAAAAUCCAGAAUAUGGGUGAUUUCUAUGACCUCUAUGGUGGUGAGAAGUUUGCAACAUUGGCAGAAUUGGUCCAGUACUAUAUGGAAAACCAAGGGCAACUGCGAGAAAAGAAUGGGGAAAUUAUAGAGUUAAAAUUUCCAUUAAAUUGUGCUGAUCCCACUACUGAAAGGUGGUUUCAUGGUCAUCUCUCUGGGCGUGAAGCUGAGAAGUUGAUUUUGGAAAAGGGAAAAAAUGGUAGUUUUCUAGUCCGUGAAUCACAGAGUAAACCUGGUGAUUAUGUUCUCUCAGUGCGCACAGAUGACAAAGUAACACAUGUUAUGAUAAGAUGUGUGCAGGACAGCAAAUAUGAUGUAGGUGGUGGAAGGAAAUUUGAUUCAUUAAGUGAACUUGUAGAACAUUACCGUCGAAACCCUAUGGUUGAACAAUCAGGGACAGUUGUGCCUCUGAAGACUCCUUUCAAUGCUACUAGAAUUAACGCACGUGGUAUUGAUAGCAGAGUGAGAGAGCUUUCGCGUCGACGUCAAACAAGUUUUGACCCGUCCUUACAGAAGGAACACCAGGGACCUGCCAUGGGAAAAGCUGGUUUUUGGGAAGAAUUUGAAUCUUUGCAACAGCAGGAGUGCAAACAGCUGUACUCAAGAAAAGAGGGCCAAAAACCAGAAAAUCGGAAUAAGAAUCGAUAUAAGAAUAUUUUACCCUUUGACCAUACACGAGUUAUUUUGAGGGAAACUGAUCCUGGAAUACCUGGUUCAGAUUACAUCAAUGCAAAUCUUAUCACUAGUGAAGAAGAUGUAGGGAUUGAGGGUAAGACAUACAUUGCAACCCAAGGAUGCCUGCCAUCAACUAUAGCAGAUUUCUGGUGGAUGGUAUGGCAGGAGAAUACUAGUGUCAUUGUUAUGACCACCAAGGAAGUUGAAAGAGGCAAGAACAAGUGUUGUCGAUAUUGGCCUGAAGAAGGAUCUAGUAAGGAGUAUGGACGGAUGACACUUAGGAAUGUGUCUGAGAAUUCUAACAAUGAUUAUAUUCUACGAGAAUUUUUGGUUCGCAAAGAUGACCAGCCUGAAAGAAAAAUAUUUCAUUAUCAUUUCACUGCAUGGCCAGAUCAUGGGGUUCCUUCAGAUCCAGGGUGCGUAUUAAAUUUCCUUCAUGAUGUUAACAAACGUCAGGAGGACAUUGCUAGUGCUGGACCUGUAGUGGUUCAUUGUUCUGCAGGUAUUGGACGCACUGGAACAUUUAUUGUGAUUGACAUGAUUCUCGACCAGAUUAAAAGACAAGGUCUUGAUUGUGAAAUCGACAUCCAACGAACAAUUCAGAUGGUAAGGUCACAGCGUUCUGGUAUGGUACAGACUGAAGCUCAAUAUAAAUUUGUAUACUUGGCAGUACAACACCACAUAGAAACAGUACAGCAUCGUAUUAGUGCUGAAAAGAGUUGCUUGCAACUGGGAAGAGAGUACACAAAUAUAAAAUAUAGUAGUGAGGCUGCAGGUGGAAUUGAAAUGGGUAAAUCUUUAUCACGUUCAACUAUAUCUCUUCCAACCACACCAUCAACUACUCCACGGGAUCCUAAACGACCAACAUCCACUGCAACACUGCCAAAAACGCAGUCUGAAAACCAUUUGCCAAGACCUCCUGACGAACUUCCGAAGCAGAUCUAUGAAAAUGUUCCUCCGGCUGUGAAAGAAAAGAAAAAAUCCACCACUAUAUCUCCAACAACUCCUACUUCACCGACCUUCCCUUCCUCGUCUCUGGGUUUCCCUACAUCAAUAGCUGGUGCUACUACAGCUUUUCCUUCCUCAACUGCUGUUCCACAUCCUUCUGUGCCCCCAAGAGCCACCUGACAAGAAAAUGCAGAGUAGAAAGGCUACCUCAAAUGAAAUACAUAAUUUUAAUAAAUUGGUCAGUGUAAUGGCUUCUUUACAGACUCUCUAUUAAAGUAUUUUUUUUUUAAGUUUCAGUAUAUUUCAUAAUUUUGUACAUGAACUUUCCUGCCAGAUAUAUACUUAGCUUACGUCUCUGACGUCACGACAGAAUUCAAAACUCGCGGCAAAUGCGACAGGUAGGUCAGGUGAUCUACCCCACCCGCCGCUGGGUGGCAGGUGUCUGAACCAAUCCCCCUUUCCAGUCAUAAUUUUUCUGUCGCCGGUGUUGACUACAUCUGUUGUCGAUACCUCUCGAUUUUGAAUUAUUACUCGUUUUCGCCCUGGAUUGUUUCAACGGACUUUUGGUGAAGUACCUGCUCCUUGGCUUGGCAUUUGCGAUUUGUGGACCGGUUUUGGAUUAUUCUUUUGAUUAUUCUUGGAAUUUCAUUAUGUCUGAUUUGGAAAUUAAGAAAUCAACUAUGUUCAGAGUUUGUUCUGUUACCGAUUGUAAGGUGAGGCUACCGAAAGCUGCGGUAGACCCUCACACAGUAUGCAUGAGGUGUAGGGGAAUGACUGCUCAUUUAUUAACCCUUGUAAUGAAUGUGGUAAUUUGAAUGAAGAAGAAUGGAAGGCGCUUUCUUCUUAUGUAAGAAAGCUUGAGAAGGACAAGGUUAGGAAAGCUUCAUCUAGGAGUUCUAGUAGGUCUCGCGCUAGCGAGUUUGAAGUUGAUAACCCUGUUGUAGACGUAGCGCCUUUACCAGUUUCAGCCCCUGCUUCCUGCACCGAACCCGAAGAUGCGCCUUCGGAGGUGGACACUAUGAGAGCCACUAUUCGCAGCAUGGAGCUGAAAAUUAAAGUGCUAGAAGGUAAGAGUGAUAGCAAUUUGUGCAGUGAUCCCAGUGCAGUGGAGGGUGCGUCUGAUCGGCUCCCUAAUGCUUCUAGGCCUAGACCUCUUCCAGACUCCCAGACCCAGUGGAGGAGGAAAGUCGAAAGCCGCAGGAAGGUUAGGGAGAACCCCCACCGGUCAGGCGUCCCCUCGGUAGCGCCUGAUGUUCGAUCCAGGCUACCUUGGAUCGCGCCAAGAGAGAAGUCUUACGGCAAUGCUUCUCGUCUUCGCCUUCUCCUUCGCCCAAACGUGGUUGGAGCUCCUCGGAAGCUUCUCGGCCGUCGAAGAGAGCCUGGCAGGCUUCUUCCGCUCUCCCCUCCAGCCCUGAAGUUUUUUCGGAAAAUCCUGGAUUGGAUGUCAAGAAACCGAGGAUUUCUUUGGAGUUUCGCUCUCCUAGUAAGGAUCGAGCUGCGUCUCCCGUGAAGGACUUUGUUAAGUCUCCUACACGUGUGUUGGCUAGUCUGCAGGCGCAGAUUACGGCUCUGGCUGACUCCUUGAUUGUGAAUGCUGGUCGUAGGAAGGACGUCUCGCUCCCGGUAAAGAAGUCCAGGCGCUCUUCUCCAGGCUUACGCUAUUCGUCAGUAUCCGCCCUCUCUCCAGGAGUGGAUCGUAGUACGAGGCGCUCUCCUGCGGACAUCGUUUCUCCGUCGGACAAGGGGCAUGCUUCCCGUAGACGAGCCUCUCCUGACAGGCGCUCGUCUCGAGACAGGAUCUCUCCCGCUGGCAGACGCCAGGAGCCUGGUAGGCGUUUUUCUCAUGGUAGCCGCUCUCCUUCAGGCUUUCGCUCUCCUGUGACCAGACGCCCUUUGGUAGACAGGCGCUCUUCUCCUGUCAGCCGCCCUUCGCUUAGCAGGCACCAAGAGCCUGGUAGGCGCUCUUCUCCUUCAAGGCGCUCUUCUCCCGAUUUUCGCUCUCCUCGAGUUAGGCGCCGGGAAUCUGUCAGACGCUUCUCGCCUGGUAGGCGCUCGUCGCCAGAGAUUCGCUCUCCUCGCAGCAGGCGCCAAGAGCCUGAUAAUCGCUUCCCGCAUGACAGGCGCUCUUCGCCAGGCAGCCGCUCUCCUUUAGACAGGCGCCAGGAGCCUGAUAGACGCUUUUCGCCUAAUAGGCGCUCUUCGCCUAAUAGGCGCUCUUCGCCUAAUAGGCGCUCUUCGCCUGAUAGGCGCUCUUCGCCAGAUUUUCGCCCUGCGUUCGUUAGGCGCCAAGAGCCUAGAAUGCGCCCUCAUCCUGACAAGAAGGAGUUUUCAGGCAGAAGCUCAACGGAAGUUAUAACUUCCCCGGUUAGAUGUCAGAGUUCUUCCAGACAUUCUUCCAAGGAUGGACUCUCGGCUGAGGACAAGACAGCCUUUCAUCGUAAGGAUCGUGAAGGAUCUUCGGCGGAAGAAGAACAGGAUCCCUCGGAAGAAGAAAUUCCUAAGGAUUCCUCCGUUUCUUCAUACAAGCGGUUGACGGACCUGUUGCUUCAGGAAUUUGGAGACGCCCUUUCUCCUGUCGCCCCGCCCUCGCCUCUUUCGUUAUUUUCGACUUCGAAAACUUCGAAGGUUUCAUCCUGUGUCAGGAUGAAGCCUGCAAUCUCCAUGAAGAAGGCGCUUAGAGGUUUUGGUGAGUGGCUUCUUUCGAAGGAAGAGAAAGGGAAGACGGUGUUCUCUUUCCCUCCUUCUAAGCUUACUGGGAAACUAGGAUUCUGGUAUGAAUCGGGAGAACCCUUGGGCCUCGUUCUUCCAUCCUCGGCAGACUCGGACUUCUCUUCACUGGUGGAUUUCUCUCGACGCUCUGCCCUCAUGUCUGCUAAGACGACAUGGGGGAUGAAUGAGCUUGACCACCUGUUGAAGGGAAUGUUCCGAGUCCUGGAGGUGUUUAACUUCCUAGACUGGUCUUUGGGCGUUUUGGCCAAGAAGACGCAGACCCCGGAUUCCAUUUCUCCUGAGGAUCUUAUCAGUGUUCUCACGUGUAUGGACAAGGCAGUGAGGGAUGGAUCGAGUGAAAUAGCUUCACUUUUCGGAGCGGGAGUGAUCAAGAAGAGAUCUGUGUACUGUUCGUUCCUGACGAAAUCAGUAUCGCAUGCUCAGAGAGCCUCUCUCCUGUAUUCUCAGCUCUCUCCUCAACUCUUCCCUAAGAAGAUCGUUCAGGAUGUUUCUUGUGCCCUUUCAGCUAAGGCUACACAGGACAUGCUAGCCCAGUCUACCAGGAAGCCUCACUCUUCUUUCCAAGCUAAAACCAAGAGAGAGACUCCAGUUAGGCAGGAGCCCUUUCGAGGAGUCCCUCCUGCCAGAGCUUCUUCCUCUAGAGGAUCUAGACCCACUAAACGAGGGAAGACCUUCUCUAGAUCCAUCAGAGGGAAGAAGUAGGAU
Messenger RNA from Macrobrachium nipponense, 5899 nucleotides. Its product is annotated as tyrosine-protein phosphatase non-receptor type 11-like. The transcript has 12 exons. Gene Ontology annotation, cellular component: cytoplasm. The record is from RefSeq and is a predicted model, not a curated record. Bases 509 to 2644 code for a protein of 711 amino acids. Gene Ontology annotation, molecular function: non-membrane spanning protein tyrosine phosphatase activity; receptor tyrosine kinase binding; cell adhesion molecule binding. Gene Ontology annotation, biological process: protein dephosphorylation; positive regulation of ERK1 and ERK2 cascade. NCBI's taxonomy places the organism in Eukaryota, Metazoa, Arthropoda, Malacostraca, Decapoda, Palaemonidae.